Molecule: messenger RNA, 1422 nt
Organism: Scomber japonicus (chub mackerel)
Lineage: Eukaryota; Metazoa; Chordata; Actinopteri; Scombriformes; Scombridae
Product: nuclear factor 7, ovary-like
Exons: 1
Coding region: 1-1422 (473 amino acids)
Molecular function (GO): zinc ion binding; protein binding
Source: RefSeq, a predicted model, not a curated record
AUGGCUUUAAGAUCAGAAGAGGAGCUUUUCUGUCCUGUCUGCCAUGACAUCUUUAAAUAUCCUGUUGUCCUGACAUGUAGUCACUGUUUCUGCAAAGACUGUCUGAAGACAUGGUGGAGGGAUAGAGAAAUGCAGGACUGUCCGCUUUGUAAGAGAACAUCGUCUAAAGAAGAACCACCUGUUUGUUUGCCACUGAAGAACCUUUGUGAAGCCUUCUCACAGAAGAAACAUCAGAGAGUUUCAGCAGAGUUUGAGGAUCUCUGCAGUCUGCACUCUGAGAAACUCAAACUCUUCUGUCUGGAUCAUCAGCAGCCAGUGUGUCUCAUCUGCAGAGAUUCAAAAACACACAACAACCACAAAUUCAGACCCAUCGAUGAAGCAGAACAGGAUCAUAAAGAGGAGCUCCAUAAAUAUCUGAAACCCUUACAGGAUAAACUGAAAGUCUUUAAAAUGGUUAAAAGAAACUGUGAUCAAACAGCAAAACACAUUAAGGUCCAGGCCAGAGACACAGAGAGGCAGAUUAAGGAACAGUUUAAGAAGCUUCACCAGUUUCUACAAGAGGAAGAGGAGGCCAGGAUCUCUGCUCUGAGGGAGGAAGAGGAGCAGAAGAGUCAAAUGAUGGAGGAGAAAAUUGAGGGUCUGAGCAGAGAGAUAGCAGCUCUUUCAGACACAAUCAAAGUCACAGAGGAGGAGCUGAGAGCUGAAGACGUUUCUUUCCUGCAAAACUACAAGACUGCAGUGGGAAGAGUUCAGCAGCGCCCCCUGCUGGAUGAUCCAGAGCUGAUCUUGGGAGCUCUGAUAGAUGUGGCCAAACACCUGGGAAACCUGACCUUCAACAUCUGGAACAAGAUGAAGGACACAGUUUCCUUCACUCCUGUGAUACUGGAUCCAAACACUGCUCAUCCAGAACUGAUCCUGUCUGAAGAUCUGACCAGUGUGAGACGAGGAGAGAGACGGAUGCUUCCUGAAAACCCAGAGAGGUUUGACAAAUUCAGCUUCGUCCUGGGCUCUGAGGGUUUUAACUCAGGGGCUCACAGCUGGGAUGUUGAGGUUGGAGACAGCGCUGGCUGGUGUGUGGGUGUAGUUGCAGAUUCUGUCGAGAGGAAGGAGAGUUUAGGCUUACUGGCCAAAUUAUGGAGAAUAGGGUUAUAUGAGGGUAAACACAAAGCAUUUUCCCCAGUACAUCCUCACACUGUUCUUUCAAUGAAGAAGCUGCAGAGGAUCAGAGUCCAUCUGGACUACAACAGAGGAAAACUGUCAUUCUCUGACCUUGAUACUAACACACACAUACACACCUUCACACACGCAUUCACCAACACGCUGUUUCCGUACAUUUACACAAACAAAGAAUUUCCACUUCAGAUAUUACCAACGAAGAUCUCAGUCACAACAGAGCAGCUUAGUCAGCGAAGGAGAAUAUGA